Erinaceus europaeus (western European hedgehog) is the source of this 2955-nucleotide messenger RNA. RefSeq names its product serine palmitoyltransferase long chain base subunit 3 (gene SPTLC3). Gene Ontology annotation, cellular component: serine palmitoyltransferase complex. Gene Ontology annotation, molecular function: pyridoxal phosphate binding; serine C-palmitoyltransferase activity. Lineage: Eukaryota; Metazoa; Chordata; Mammalia; Eulipotyphla; Erinaceidae. The coding region runs from base 303 to 1961 and encodes 552 amino acids. The transcript is spliced from 12 exons. The record is from RefSeq and is a predicted model, not a curated record. Gene Ontology annotation, biological process: sphingosine biosynthetic process; ceramide biosynthetic process.
GCCAGUUUUAGUAAUCUACUUUAUAGCUUCAGAAGCAGGUCUGUUGCUAUGAAGGUCACAAUCUGAGUUAAGGAAUAUAAAAGUAACCAGUAUAAAGGCAACACUUUUCUUUUUCUUUUUUUUAGCUUCAAAGAUCUGCCCAAAAGAUAGACUGUUGCUCUUCUUCUGGAAAAGCCUGAUUGGUAGGAUUCCUUCAAGGGCUCAGCCCGAAGUGCUUUAUCCUGUCCCUUAACCAACUUCAAAACUAUAGCUUGUCAAGAGCCUCUGGAGGAAAACCUGUCUUGUUCCUUCACUUCACACAAAUGGCCAAUCCCAGAGGCAGUGAUGUUUGCAAUGGGAGUCUUCAUAAUCAUAAGGAACAGAGGGAUAAUUUGAAAACUGAAAACUGCACAAAGAAUGGAAUAGUGCAAGAAAUUCAGCAAAAUGAGGAGUCACAAUGUCAUUAUAAACCACUUGUUGAAUCCUUUGAAGAAGCACCUCUUCAUGUUAUGGUUUUUACUUACAUGGGAUAUGGAGUUGGAACUUUAUUUGGCUAUUUCAGAGACUUUUUGAGAAGCUCUGGAAUAGAAAAAUGCAAUGCAGCUGUAGAACGAGAAGAACAAAAAAAUUUUGUGCCAUUAUAUCAAAACUUUGAGAACUUUUACACACGAAACCUUUACAUGAGAAUCAGAGACAACUGGAACCGUCCCAUCUGCAGUGCUCCAGGAGCUCAGUUUGAUGUGUUGGAGAGGGUGUCAGAUGACUACAACUGGACAUUCAGAUUUACUGGAAGAGUAAUCAAAGAUGUCAUCAACAUGGGCUCCUAUAACUUUCUUGGUCUGGCUUCCGAGUAUGAUGAAUCUAUGAGGACUGUAAAGGAAGUUUUAGAGGAAUAUGGCACAGGUGUGGCCAGCACCAGACAGGAAAUGGGUACCUUGGAUAAACAUAAAGAAUUGGAAGAUCUUGUGGCCAAGUUCCUAAAUGUAGAAGCAGCUAUGGUUUUUGGGAUGGGGUUUGCUACUAACUCAAUGAAUAUUCCUGCGUUGGUUGGAAAGGGAUGCCUUAUUUUAAGUGAUGAAUUGAACCACGCUUCUCUUGUUCUUGGUGCUCGACUCUCAGGUGCUACCAUAAGGGUCUUCAAACACAACAAUAUGCAAAACCUAGAGAAGCUCCUGAGAGAUGCUAUAGUGUACGGCCAGCCUCGAAUCCGCAGAGCUUGGAGAAAGAUUCUCAUCCUGGUGGAGGGCAUCUACAGUAUGGAAGGUUCCAUUGUGAAUCUACCCCAGAUUGUGGCUUUGAAGAAGAAAUACAAAGCUUACCUCUACAUGGAUGAAGCGCACAGUAUUGGGGCUGUUGGCCCAACAGGCCGAGGUGUUGUGGAAUUCUUUGGUAUGGACCCUCGAGAUGUUGAUGUGCUAAUGGGCACAUUCACCAAAAGCUUUGGAUCCUCAGGAGGUUACAUAGCUGGAAGAAAGGACCUUGUGGAUUAUUUGAGGGUUCACUCACAUAGUGCUGUUUAUGCUACAUCCAUGAGUCCCCCGGUAGCAGAGCAAAUCAUCAGAUCAAUGAAAUUCAUCAUGGGACUGGAUGGAACUACACAAGGAUUGCAGAGAGUACAGCAACUUGCAAAAAACACAAGAUAUUUCAGACAGAGACUGAACAAAAUGGGAUUCAUUAUCUACGGCAAUGAGGAAUCUCCUGUUGUUCCCCUGCUCCUUUAUAUGCCUGCUAAAGUAGCGGCUUUUGCAAGACAUCUAUUAAAUAGAAAAAUUGCGGUGGUGGUUGUUGGAUUUCCAGCCACUCCUCUUGCAGAAGCUCGGACUCGGUUUUGUGUCUCAGCAGCACAUACCCAGGAGAUGUUAGACAAGGUUUUGGAAGCUCUAGAUGAGAUGGGUGAACUCCUGCAACUGAAAUAUUCCAGGAAGAAGAAUUCAGCAUGCCCUGAACUCUAUGAUGAGACAAACUUUGAACUCAAUGAUUAAGUUUUCUGGCUCUGAAUGGAAUCUAAAAACUUUGCCAGAAAGAUGGCCCUCCUCCCCUCAAAACAACUAUAACUGAAUUUCUCCCCAAACUCUCCGCCUUCCAGGACAAAAUUAGUUUCAAGACCAGUUUAACUGAACUGAGGGAGACAUUGUUAUUGCAUUUUUAUAUUUCCAACUUGGUGCUACAGAGGCAAAAAUAUGGUUCCAAAUUUUAAAUUUCUCUUCUCCCAAGUAUUCUGCUACAAGUACAUACACACUUCUUAGAAUAUUUUUAAUGGCAUUGAGCCUUGUUUAAGCUGCUACUGUGCAACCUCUUUGGUCCAGAUCCUUUCAGGAGUUCUAACCAUAUAAGAGGUCUUGAUUUUAAAUUCUAUAAAUUUCACUAUGUAGUUGUUUAUUUCAUCUGCUCACAUGGGCAAUGGUAGUGGGCAAUAGUUGACCUUCUGGUUCUAUUCAAAAAAGCUUCAUAUAUAAUUCAUCUGUAUCAUGGGAAGUUCCAAACAGAAGGAUGCAAAAUAAAUGUUAUUUCUACCAUUGGCCACACUUGGACUUUUUUCCAAGGGCAAGUGUCAAAAGACAUAGUUAAUGUUUCAAAGGAGAGAGCAUAACUGGCCAGCAGAAAUGAGAGAUAUAUUUGAAGGAAAUUUUCCUUUUUCUUCUGCUGGUCUCCUAUAGUUUUACAAUUAAGUAUUUGAGGUUUGGAAAAUUGAAGAUUUUUUUUUCAUAAGGAAAGGGGGUGAAUGAAAGCACAAACCAAUUUUAGGCCUUCACUAAGACUGAAAAAUAUUAUGAUAACUUGAGCAUUGUUGGUACCAUGCAGAACAAAUGUUAAUGUGUACAACCUUCAAUGACUUUAAGGAAUGAGUUGUCAUUUUCCUAUUGAAUAUUGAAUCAAUGAUAAAAUCUGAUUUUCUUUAGAAUUGAGUUCCAACACUACACUUGGAGAACAUAUUGACUUUAAAGCUUCUUGCCAUUAAAAGUAAAGUUUACUCAA